This is a messenger RNA of Pecten maximus, 2613 nucleotides long. Its product is annotated as putative malate dehydrogenase 1B. The transcript has 6 exons. The record is from RefSeq and is a predicted model, not a curated record. Bases 72 to 1781 code for a protein of 569 amino acids. Lineage: Eukaryota; Metazoa; Mollusca; Bivalvia; Pectinida; Pectinidae. Gene Ontology annotation, molecular function: L-malate dehydrogenase (NAD+) activity. Gene Ontology annotation, biological process: malate metabolic process; oxaloacetate metabolic process; tricarboxylic acid cycle.
CGGAUUUCUUCAUUGGACGAAAACGAAAAAUCGAAGUGUCCCGAUAGUAUGCCUGGCAACGACAAAACAAGAUGGCGAAGGUGGUCAUUGCGGGGAAAGCUGGCUGUCCAUACUAUGCCCGAUGUGAGCUCCUUGGAGACAAAUUAGCGAGAAACCUCCCAGACUUUAAGCUCCACAAAAUUGUGAAACAGAAUGGUGAAUGGGAGAAAUGGCUGAAGACAACUUGCAAUGAGCGUGGAUGGUCCCACAUGAAGUCACCAAUAGUUUGGAGGGAGUUGAUCGAUCGUGGCGGGAAAGGUGUCCUGAUAGGCGGCGCCAAUGAGUUCCAGGAGUAUGCUAAUGGAUAUUAUGGGAUGGAAUCGGAACUUCUUAGCUCUGAUAUGCUUAAAAUUUCUAAAGAAAACCACAAAUACAAAACAGAAUUAGAUGAGGAAGAUAAGGAAAUUAAAGCACAGAGUAAGCCUCUUCAUGUAUGCAUUACUGUAGCUUCAAGCCCUGUGUGUUAUGCCAUGGUGAAUGCCAUUGCCAAGGGGGAUGUUUUUGGCAGCAAGCAGGAAGUGGCUCUCCAUUUAUACGAUGCAAAUGACAAAACGGAAAUGUUGGAAGGAUUUAAGAUGGAGGCAAUUGACCUCGCCUAUGGACUUCUCAGAGACGUGACAGUCGAAACAAAUGUGCGUAAAGCUUUUAGUAACUGUAGUGCAAUCAUCCUCAUGGAUGAAGUCAUCAAGAAAGAAGAGGAAAGCAAGGAUGCAUGGUACAAAAGAAAUUCAAAUCUGUUCUCUGGUUAUGCUAAAAUUAUAAACGAUGUAGCCAGAAAGAAUGUGAAGGUUCUCCUGACUGGAGAUGGACCGGUCAAUUUUAAUGUGUUUAUGAUGAUUCAGAAUGCCCCAGAUAUACCCCGUCAAAAUUUUGCAGGAUUGUCCAGGAUGCUGGAGAACCACACGAAGGCUGUGAUUGCUGAGAAGUUGAAGGUCAAUUCUAGCGGUGUCGUGAAUGUAAUAAUCUGGGGCAAUGUCAGUGGCGAAUACUACAUUGAUCUUGAAAACAGUCAGGUCCAUGGUUACGAGGGGGCUGUUUGGGGACCGCCGUCUUUCUCCUUACCGACAAAAGAGAUGAUCUGGGACAAGCAAUGGAUUGCCAAGGACUUCCUUGAACUUGUCACGACAAGGAGAGCUACAAUCGAGGGAGAGAUGAAGCAUGGAAUAUCCAUGUCAAAGGCAGCAGCUAUAUCCACUAUGCUGAGCCACUGGUGGAGCGGGUCUCCAAGUGGACAGACCUUCUCUCUAGCAGUAUGCUCUGAUGGUUGGUACGGUGUCCCGGCAGGACUUGUUUAUUCCUUCCCGGUAACCAUGCAUCCUAAGGGUUACUGGUAUGUCGUGCAGGACAUUGACCUCUCAGACGAGGUCAAAGAAAGACUCAAGGUCGCUGUACAGGACUUGAUAUCAGAGAAGGAAAUAAUGUACCCACCACCAAAACCUCCAACCCCUUCCCCAGGCGAGGUCAAGGUCACCAUUAUUGACCCCAAGGAGGAAGCUGCAGCAUCUGAGAAAGAGGAAGAAGAAAAGAAAGUUGAGUCAGGAGAGGAAGGCAACACAACAGGGACUUCCGAUUCAGCUGUAGAGGUAGAUUCGUCUACAGAACCAAAGCUGGAGACGAUCGUAGAGGAAAAAGGGGCCAAUGACAAUGUUAAUGGUAAUGCCGUAGGCAGCAAUGAAAAUGAAGAAAAGGGAGACAACUCCGGACAGGAAGCUGCACCAACAGAGGAAUCGACUGCAGAAUGAUUAGGCUUCACAAAACAAGCUAAAUAUUGAGUGUGAUACCUGUAAGUGGAGCAGAUAUUCCCAAUCACACUUUCAAGAAGACUUUAAGAAGUUACAAUUAGCACCUAAUUGACGUGCAUGUCCUCGUUACUGUUUUCACCAGACAAAUUUAUUUUAGAAAGGUUGUUAAUAUGGAGAAAUAAGGUGUGACUUUGCAUCGAUAUUGACUGGCAUGCUCAAAGCCUGCAUAUAGGAGAUUGGAUACUGUCAUUCAUAUAUUCAUGGGUAAAGAAUUGUUUAAUCAUGAAAUCUCUUUGAGUGUCCUUAGAUUGGAAAGAUAAAAUAUGGCAUUUCUUCAUGUUUAAAACUUGCUUGGUAUUGCAAUAUGAAUGUUAUUUCGUCCAUUAGAAAGGACUAAUGCAUAGCAGAAAACAAAUUUUGUGACAUUUUGCUUCUUUUAGAAAUGAAAAUCAUUCUUUCAAACAUAUUAUUUAAGUAUGUUGAUACUAUUGUAAAAUAAUUGCAUAUUAAAUGUCAUGAAAAUGAGCAAAGAAAAGAAUAUACAUGAAUUGUUGAGUAAAUUCCAAACAUGAUUUUCAAAUAUAAUGUUGAAACUUAAAAAGGGAAUUUCAUGUUUUAAAAAAUGUUCUCGAAUUUUUUGUUGUUGAAAAUUUGAGAAAUAUUUCUUUUUUUUUCUGACUGAUAAAUGUGUACUGCUGCAUGUGAAUUGUACAUCUGUAUAUAAACUUGUAAGACAUGUAUAUAUGUGUACAUAUAAAUGUGUAUCUAUUGAAGAUAAACUUCUCUAUUUGUAUAUUUAUCUAUACUAAAAUCCUAAAUGAUAAAAUUCAAA